Funneliformis mosseae is the source of this 867-nucleotide messenger RNA. The record is from the annotation of a GenBank genome assembly. Lineage: Eukaryota; Fungi; Glomeromycota; Glomeromycetes; Glomerales; Glomeraceae.
AUGCUUCGAUCAAAGAUAUUAUCUCGAAACCUCUUUUCAAAUAUCUUGCAAUAUAAAAUCGAUAUAGUUUUUCCUCCAGUUUCUGUUUAUGUUAACAAUCUCGAUAAUGUACAGAAAAGGUUUGCAGGGCAUAAUAAAUGGAGCAAAGUCAAAUAUGUAAAGGGUCCUAAAGACCUUGAACGCGGAAUUUUAUUUACCAAACUCUCAAAAGAAAUUCAACUUGCAAUAAAACUGGGAGGUCCUGAUCCCGCGUUAAACGUUCGCUUAGCUGCUGCACUAGUCAGUGCCAAAAGAGCACACAUGCCUAAGGAUAAUGUGGAAAAUUCAAUUAAAAAGGCAUUAGGUCAGGGAAAAGCUGAAAAUAUCGAGAACAUAACUUAUGAAGGAUACGGACCCGGUGGAGUCGCGUUUAUAAUAGAAACUGUGACAGACAAUAAAAAUAGAACUGUUAAGGACAUCAAACAUUAUUUCGCUAAAGCUGGAGGAUCAAUGUCAACUGUGUCUUGGAUGUUUGAUAAAAAAGGUACAAUUCAAUUCAAUCCGGGUUCAACGCAAGACACAAUUGACAAGAUGAUGGAUAAUGCUAUAGAAGUUAACGGGGUUGAGGAUAUUCAGGAAUUAGAGGAUAAUUCACUAGAGCAUUGUUCUCCACAGAUCACGUGUCCACAGUCAUCCGUUAAUGCGAUAUACGAGGAAUUAACGAAAAAACAUAAUUAUGAAGUUAUUAGGACGAGUAGUGGAUAUAUCCCCACAUCAACCGUUAAAAUAGAUGAAGACGAUAAAGAAUUAGUGGAAAAGUUUACCAGAUUUAUGAACAAUCUAAAUGAUCAUGAAGAUAUUGUUAAAGUACAUAAUAAUGCUGAAUAA